Messenger RNA from Triticum turgidum subsp. durum (durum wheat), 384 nucleotides. Lineage: Eukaryota; Viridiplantae; Streptophyta; Magnoliopsida; Poales; Poaceae. The record is from the annotation of a GenBank genome assembly.
AUGUUUUUGCCUAAUUUGUGUGUGCCUUUGUUUUGUUGGAACUUGUCAAAUCUUGGUCAGAAGGGAAUGUUAUCUCCUGAGAUUGGACAACUUACUAAUAUGCAUAUUCUUGUACUGCACAGGAACUUGUUCUAUGGUAUUAUCCCUAGAGAGAUGGGAGAUUUACGAGAGCUGAAGGUGUUGGAUCUGGGGUACAAUAACUUCAACGGAUCAAUUCCAUCAGAGCUAAUAAACAUUUUAUCCCUGGAAUUUAUCUUUCUUAAAAGAAACAUACUUUAUGGUGAUUUACCUCUUGAACUAAAUGAGCUCAUCAGUCUGUGUGAGUCUCAGGUUCGCCACGGCAGGACUUUCUCAAAUAGGAUGCCCGCUGCAAGGUUUGUCUAA